Messenger RNA from Aegilops tauschii subsp. strangulata, 1042 nucleotides. RefSeq lists its product as uncharacterized. The record is from RefSeq and is a predicted model, not a curated record. Lineage: Eukaryota; Viridiplantae; Streptophyta; Magnoliopsida; Poales; Poaceae.
GCACAAAUAAGUAGAAAGGGGUAGUUUAUAAAGGACAUGAGCACAAAGAUGAAGAAGGGGAUCCUGAGGCCCUUCCGCUACUUCUCAAACAUAAUGGAUGCUAAGGAACAAGAAUUGCAAAUUGGUUUCCCAACGGAUGUGAAACAUGUGGCGCAUAUCGGAUGGGAUGGACCUAGUGUCCCAAACAAGGAGAAGGAGGCAGGAGCACCUAGUUGGAUGAAAGACUACCACUCAGCACCACUGGAUUCAGCCUCGUUUAGGAGUGACAGGGGAGGUUCUGCUGCUUCUAACCCAUGGGCUUCUCAAGAAAUAGUUCUAGAUGGAGCGGGCCUGGGAGAUACCUCUUUUGGGGAUACUAAAAGUGAAGCCGGUGGAAUCGAUGUCACUGUUGGUGACUCCCCUCCAUCCCCGGGCUCCCGCCGGUCAAGGCGAAACCGCUCCCGGGGUUCUGACACCUCCUCUAUGGAUGUCACAACAGGAAGUACUGAGAUCUUGGAGAAGAAGGAGAAGGCCAAGAAAGGCACCCGAAAGAAUAGAAAGAAAGAUAAGGACAAGGCAGCUGAGGACAGUGCCGGUUCCACCUGUCAGGACCUCCCCGCGGUGCCCAAGAAGUCCAACCGCAGAAAAAACAAAGGUAGCUCCGAAGGAAGUGGCGGUGCAUCGACCAAGGAUGGUGGAGGUGCACCAGAGGUGGGCACAAUACCGCUAACUCUGGUGGCCGAUGAAGAAAAGGAUCACGAAUUGUAAACUGCUGACAGGCAAGCUGCCCUUGUUUGGAGAUGAAAGCGUAUGCUCGUUACGAGCUAGAGUACUUUGAGUUUAAUUGGUUGGAUCAAGUGGUGGUUGAUAUAAAAUAAAGUACUCAAAUCGGAUGACACAAGCAUGCAGGUGUUGAAGGUUACAUGCUGUUUUAGCAUUAACAGGAAUGGGUUUGCACACCCUAACACAACUCUUUUCCUCUAUUUUCUUUGUAAUACUGAUCAUUUUUAAAACCCAUUGUCCUGUUCCAGAUAUAUAUAUAUAUGAUGUGUAUUGCGUCUGA